Messenger RNA from Mesitornis unicolor (brown roatelo), 438 nucleotides. RefSeq names its product mitochondrial ribosomal protein L33 (gene MRPL33). The record is from RefSeq and is a predicted model, not a curated record. Lineage: Eukaryota; Metazoa; Chordata; Aves; Mesitornithiformes; Mesitornithidae. Gene Ontology annotation, biological process: translation. Bases 34 to 174 code for a protein of 46 amino acids. Gene Ontology annotation, cellular component: mitochondrion. The transcript has 3 exons.
GCCAAGAGCAAAUCUAAAUACGUUCUGGUGAGGAUGAAAAGUGCGGCCGAGACGGGCUACUGUUUCAACAUCAGGAGGCUCCGACUGCAGGAAAAACUGGUCCUGCUGAGAUAUGAUCCCAUCGCAAAACAACGUGUCCUCUUCACUGAGAAGAGAAAAAUCCGCUCUAUCUGAACAAUGACUGGACUUGAUUUAUGCACGAGGAGAGGACGCUUUGAGGGGGGACGGGGUGAAUGCUGAUUCAGAAAUCCAGCAACGUGGGCUAAAAGGAGAGGAAAUGAACUGGGAUCACCGUCUCCUGUGAUUUGAAGGCCAUUGUGAAUAAAACAAUGUAGAGAGAGAAAAUUCUUAAUGUCUGGGCAUAGAUCAUCACAGUAACAUUUAUUUAUCUUUUGAGUUAUUUUUACAGUACUCAAUUAAAAAAAAUUAAAUAGCAAA